CCGCCCCCAGUGCUUGGGCUCCGAUUGGCCGGCGCCAUAGUAGGGCGGGGCCAACUCUUAAAGGUCCAGGAACUAAGCAUACCGGGAGGAGGCGGUGGCCGCUGCGAAAAACCUAGUGAGGCGAUGCCUCACAGUCACACGAAUUUCUUUUAAACCUAUGUGAAGCCCAUCCCCUAGUGGCCCAUGGAGCCCACAAGAGCCUGUCCACUUUUCGGGGGCGCCUUCUCCGCUAUCUUCCCCCAUGGGGCCAUUGACGUAAGCGACCUCCGACCGGUCCCGGACAACCAGGAAGUUUUCUGCCAUCCCAGAACCGACAAAAGCCUGAUCGUAGAACUUCUGGAACUGCAGGCCCACAUGCAGGGAGAAGCGGCUGCGCGGUAUCAUUUUGAGGACGUUGGCCGGGUGCAGGGGUCAAGGGUCCUGCAAGUACAGUCUGUGCAGCCCCUGAAUCUGGAGAGCCUGGCCUUGAGGGGCUGCUGUCAAGAAGCCUGGGUUCUCUCUGGCAAGCUGCAGGUAGCUAAGGAAAACCAACAGGUAGCAAAGGAUGUGACACUGCAUCAAGCCUUGCUGCGAGUGCCUCCAUACCAGACCGAUCUCUUGGUCACCUUCAAUCAUCCCCCCCCUGACAACAGGUCAUCUGUUGGCCCUGAAAAUCUGUCACCUCCUUCCUGGAACCUGGGUGACUUUGAACAGCUGGUGACCAGCCUGACCCUUCAUGAUCCUAGCAUCUUUGGUCCCCAGUAAAGAUGCUGAAGCACUGCAUGAUGCUGCUAAGGACUUAGGGAUGCGGUUCUGGGAGGGAAAACAAAGAGG
Messenger RNA from Octodon degus (degu), 813 nucleotides. It is a transcript of the gene Rangrf, whose product is annotated as RAN guanine nucleotide release factor. Gene Ontology annotation, molecular function: small GTPase binding; sodium channel regulator activity; guanyl-nucleotide exchange factor activity. Lineage: Eukaryota; Metazoa; Chordata; Mammalia; Rodentia; Octodontidae. Gene Ontology annotation, cellular component: nucleus. Bases 184 to 744 code for a protein of 186 amino acids. The transcript is spliced from 5 exons. Gene Ontology annotation, biological process: heart contraction; regulation of membrane depolarization; protein import into nucleus. The record is from RefSeq and is a predicted model, not a curated record.